Drosophila suzukii is the source of this 2927-nucleotide messenger RNA. It is a transcript of the gene sn, whose product is annotated as fascin domain-containing protein singed. NCBI's taxonomy places the organism in Eukaryota, Metazoa, Arthropoda, Insecta, Diptera, Drosophilidae. Gene Ontology annotation, cellular component: actin cytoskeleton; cytoplasm. The record is from RefSeq and is a predicted model, not a curated record. Gene Ontology annotation, biological process: cell migration; establishment or maintenance of cell polarity; actin filament bundle assembly. Gene Ontology annotation, molecular function: actin filament binding; protein-macromolecule adaptor activity.
ACGGGUUUCAUUCCCACUCGAGUGCAAUUCGUGAGCGGUCGUUCUCUCCUCUCUCUCUCUCUCGCAAGAAGCAAACUUUGUGCGCGCAUGCGUCUCGUCUCAGAAAAACCUGCAAUCAGAAAUCUCGAAUCGUGAAAAUCCUUUUCUGCCAUACCAAAAAUAGAGCCGGACAAAGCAAAGCGUUCGAUUGCCUUCUGCUUAUUUCGAGCAGGGUAAAACAUAAAGGAAAAUACAAAAGUUAAUUACACCGCCCCCCAAAAAUCAACCGUGAUUUGUUUACGUUUUUUUCUUCACUUUUUUUUUGCAUUGUGUGAGUGUGAAUCGAAGAAGAAGUUAAAUUGCUGGCCAAAAUAUUCCAGAUAUUCCUAGAUAUAUUCGAAAUUCGAAUUGGCGAAGUGAAGGGUGUGACGACAGACGCACACACACACACACACAGGCACACGCACACGAACGCACUGAAAAAACACCGGCUAAAAGGCAGACGAAAAGGAGACGAGAGAGCGAGUGCUAAAUAGAAAACGCAAAAACAGGAUAAUAAGCAACAAACUAAUACUAUAAAACAAGCGACUAAGUGACAUCUCGAUCUCGCCGAGAAGUAGUAGCAGCAGCAACAACAACAACAGCAAUAACAGCGCCGACAACAACAUCACCAGCAGCGGCAACAACAACAACGAGAGCAGCGAAGAGCAAAGAGCCAAAAAGAAGGAGCAGCAAAAGCAAAGAAACCAUAAAGUUCGUUCUUCCUCUCAAAAGAAGCCGGAAUCCGGAGACAGCCACAAGAUUGCUCCCAUCAGCACCAUGAACGGCCAGGGCUGCGAGCUGGGCCACAGCAACGGGGACAUCAUCUCACAGAACCAACAGAAGGGAUGGUGGACCAUCGGCCUGAUCAACGGCCAGCACAAGUACAUGACCGCGGAGACCUUUGGGUUCAAGCUCAACGCCAAUGGCGCCAGUCUGAAGAAGAAGCAGCUGUGGACGCUGGAACCCUCGAACACCGGUGAAAGUAUUAUCUACUUACGAUCUCAUCUGAACAAGUACCUUUCGGUCGAUCAGUUUGGCAACGUGCUGUGCGAGAGCGAGGAGCGGGACGCGGGCAGCCGCUUCCAGAUCAGCAUCAGUGAGGAUGGCAGCGGUCGCUGGGCGCUGAAGAACGAGUCGCGCGGCUAUUUCCUCGGCGGCACUCCGGACAAACUGGUCUGCACGGCCAAAACGCCCGGCGCCAGUGAGUUCUGGACGGUCCAUUUGGCUGCCCGGCCGCAGGUGAAUCUGCGUUCCAUUGGACGCAAGCGGUUCGCUCAUCUCUCGGAGUCGCAGGAUGAGAUCCAUGUGGAUGCCAACAUUCCGUGGGGCGAGGAUACGCUCUUUACGCUGGAGUUCCGUGCCGAGGAGGGCGGUCGUUAUGCCCUGCACACGUGCAACAACAAAUAUCUGAACGCCAAUGGCAAACUGCAGGUGGUUUGCAACGAGGACUGUCUGUUUAGCGCCGAAUAUCAUGGCGGUCAUCUGGCGCUGCGCGAUCGUCAGGGUCAAUACUUGUCGCCCAUUGGCUCCAAGGCGGUCCUAAAGUCCCGCUCGUCGUCGGUGACACGGGAUGAGCUUUUCUCGCUGGAGGAUUCGCUGCCCCAGGCCUCCUUCAUUGCGGGCCUCAAUUUGCGAUAUGUGAGCGUUAAGCAGGGCGUCGAUGUGACGGCCAACCAGGAUGAGGUGGGCGAGAACGAGACGUUCCAGCUGGAGUACGACUGGUCGGCACACCGCUGGGCCCUGCGCACCACCCAGGAUCGCUACUGGUGCCUGUCGGCUGGCGGCGGCAUCCAGGCCACCGGCAAUCGGCGCUGCGCCGAUGCCCUCUUCGAGCUUAUCUGGCACGGCGACGGAUCGCUCUCGUUCCGGGCCAACAAUGGCAAAUUCUUGGCCACCAAGCGUUCGGGGCAUCUGUUCGCCACCUCGGAGUCCAUCGAGGAGAUAGCCAAGUUCUACUUCUAUUUGAUCAAUAGACCAAUUCUUGUGCUGAAGUGCGAGCAGGGAUUCGUGGGCUAUCGCACACCCGGCAACCUGAAGCUGGAGUGCAACAAAGCCACCUAUGAGACCAUUCUGGUGGAGCGCGCCCAAAAGGGACUGGUGCAUCUGAAGGCGCACAGCGGCAAGUACUGGCGCAUCGAGGGCGAGAGCAUCUCGGUGGAUGCCGAUGCGCCCAGCGAUGGAUUCUUCCUGGAGCUUCGUGAGCCGACCAGGAUCUGCAUAAGAUCGCAGCAGGGCAAGUAUCUGGGCGCCACAAAGAACGGGGCGUUCAAGCUGCUGGACGAUGGCACCGAUUCGGCCACCCAGUGGGAGUUCUAGGGCGGGACCACGCCCCCUCCCACAAAGGGCUGCUGAACGCGUCAUCAGUAUCACAAUCACACACUUCCCAUCCAAGCGGGGAUUCCCUAAUUAUCGAUCCGCGCAACUGAAGCGCUGAGUAAAAGUCGCACAAGAAUUUGAGAUCCUAACCAGCAAUUGCAACAUUAACGAAAAAAAAGAAGGAAAACACGUUGAUAGACCCAAGGAGAUGCGAGUGAAUGAAAAAUGAAAACAACAAAAAAACUUAUAUAUUUAUAUAUAAAGAUCUACGUAUACAUAGAAAGAGAGAUUUUUUUUAAACAACCUAUUUAGCUUUUUAUACGUUUUAUACGAUGAGAAUAUCUACAAAACAAGAACAACAAAUUUUUUAGCGUAGACAACAAAAAACGAAACUUCUGUCGCGAGUCCUUCCGUUUUAUCAAAUAUAUCAGCAACUAGGCCAGCAAAAAUGAAGAAAGACAUAAUGGUUAUACAAGCACAUCAUAUAUACACCUAAAUAUACAUAUUCGAUUCGUAAAGCUUAGCGGAAAAAAAACCGGAAAAAGAUAAGGGAAAUAAGAGCAAGAAAAACAUAAAUAAAUGAAAAAAAA